GAUAUCGUGCUACUGUUCACAUUGCUGWACUUACGGGGUGUCGAAGUCGCACUACUCAUGAAGCGAGUACUCGUACUCGUACUACGGUACGUACUGCAUYGGUAAUAUUAUUUUUAAUUCGAAACCUCCGUGAUCGCAAUCUMAUUUUUUAUUUUCUUCAUUGAUGAAAACAACCCAACAGCUUUGUUCUCUUGUGUAGCGAAAAUUCGAACAAUAGGAUGAAGCUCCGCAAGGCUGUGAUCRGCUAUAACAUAGCCUUCUGGGCAUUUUUGAUUGCUAUGUUCCUCGCACAGAUCUUUUKGGGUCUCGGCGCCGUAGUGAACUACUAUGUUCUUUCUACCAUGACUUUUCUUUUCGUCCUCGUCUCGACGUUCCUCGUUUCGCACGACGAGUCUCCACUGACGGAGCAGCCAAGAAACGAAGAUGCAAAGACGGACAAGUCAAAUAACGUGAAAGAAGACAUAGAACCGGGGUCCGAUACGAGGCUGAUUCAUGCCACUCAUGCCACAGCCCCAGUUCCCGUUAAAAAGGGGAGAAUUGAUUGGAUUGAUCACCUCAAAGUAUUGCUCAUUUCUCUCGUCGUUGUGGGACACAGCGCAAAUUCAAUAGUGGGAGCUCCUGGCUUUAUURGCCUAGGCGAAGUCCAACCAGAAAACAGCGAAGGCACGAGCUCCAAUAGCAACUACUAUUWCGCCGUGUGGUUGUGUGGGUACUUUCUGCUCAAGCCCGCAAUUGUCCCACUCUUUUUCUUUGUCUCGGGAUACUUCAGCGCCGCUUCUAGAAUCAAACACGGGCCAAACAAGUUCCUCAAGAAAACAUUUUGGAGGCUAGGACCGCCUGCUAUUCUCUGGUGGCUUGUUGUCAAUCCGGUGAAUAGUUAUCUMGGAUACGCCCUUGUAAAGCCUACCAAUAUGUCUUAUUCUUAUUCACCUGGACAGGCCGCAACAUGGUUUCUUACUUGGCUCAUGGUGUUUAAUUGUUGUUACGCAUCGAUUAAUGUCGAUCAAGAUGGUUCUAUAGGAGGAAGAAAGGAUAUACCGAAAUUCAUGCAGAUAAUGAAAGUUGCUUUGUCGGCGUCUAUAGUACAGGUUAUUGUGGGCGCAUUAGUUCUUUUCUCUAACUCCGGAGGCUCAUUCGCGGAAAUGCCCUGCUUGUUUGUAGGAGAUGGAUAUUUCAAUGCGCUUGGCUACGCAAGUGGGAUCUUGGCCAGGACACAUGGCUGGCUCAUACGCGACAAUAGUGACGAAAGUUGCCAUGACGAUGAUGACAAUCUYGUCAAAAAAUCGAAAGUCUGUGUUGUUGUCGUGACCCUCUUCACGAUUGCUGUUUGCUUUCUUUUCUACGCACCAGGAGCACCAUUCAGUUCAGUAGGAGAAUCAGCUAUGGGAUUCUUGGUUGUUAACCUUUUGCUGUUCAUCCCCGCCGCAUUGUACUCUCCUUGUUCAUGGGUUUGUUUGCUGAGCUUCUUCCAGUCGAGGUCGUUGGCUUCACAGCAGGAGCGUUCUUCAGAAAGAAGCAGYAGUGGUGACACUGACGAAAACAAMAAUAAACGAAGCUUAUCAUUUUCCAAGUUUUUGUCAGGGGGCGCCUUUGCAGUUUAUUUGAUUCAUUACUAUUUUGUCACUCUAUACACGUACUUGUACCUUCAGAUCCUGGACGAGACACAGGACAUACAAGUUCAAUUUGUCAACACAACCUCGACAGCYGAGCCGGCCUUGGGAGAUGGCAACAAAUUCGCUGGUUUUGCCUUUGUGUCGACACUAAGUCUUGUGACAUCUUUUCUYCUUGGAGGGCUGCUCAAAAUGAUYCCAGGACUUGGUAAAUUCGUGUGAAUGAUAGUGACAUUGUCCUCGGGUGUAACAAUGAUGCGAACAAGAAAGAAUAUGUGUAGUAAAGUAACUUGCGCGUU
This is a messenger RNA of Pseudo-nitzschia multistriata, 1909 nucleotides long. The record is from the annotation of a GenBank genome assembly. NCBI's taxonomy places the organism in Eukaryota, Bacillariophyta, Bacillariophyceae, Bacillariales, Bacillariaceae.